Messenger RNA from Candoia aspera, 1269 nucleotides. Its product is annotated as dicarboxylate carrier SLC25A8-like. The record is from RefSeq and is a predicted model, not a curated record. Bases 30 to 956 code for a protein of 308 amino acids. Gene Ontology annotation, molecular function: oxidative phosphorylation uncoupler activity. Gene Ontology annotation, biological process: adaptive thermogenesis; response to cold; mitochondrial transmembrane transport. The transcript is spliced from 6 exons. NCBI's taxonomy places the organism in Eukaryota, Metazoa, Chordata, Lepidosauria, Squamata, Candoiidae.
AUCCCCAAGACCAGCCCGAAGCUGUCAGAAUGGUUGGAUUCAAGCCCUCAGAGGUCCCCCCAACAGCCGCCGUCAAGUUUCUGGGAGCCGGGACGGCAGCCUGCAUCGCGGACCUCAUCACCUUCCCCCUCGAUACGGCAAAGGUCCGGUUACAGAUCCAGGGAGAGAAGACGCCGUGUGUCAGCCCCAAAGCGGUGGAGUACCGGGGGGUCUUUGGCACCAUGGCCACGAUGGUGAGGAAUGAGGGGCCCAAGAGCCUCUACAGCGGCCUGGUGGCCGGGCUGCAGCGCCAGAUGAGCUUCGCCUCGGUCCGUAUCGGGCUGUACGACUCGGUGAAGCACUUCUACACCAAAGGCUCAGAGCAUGUUGGGGUGGGCAGCCGGCUUCUUGCUGGUUGCACCACAGGAGCGAUGGCGGUGAUGGUGGCCCAGCCCACAGACGUGGUGAAAGUGAGGUUCCAGGCCCAGGUCCGGACGGGAGGUGGCAGGCGGUACCAGGGGACCUUGGAUGCGUACAAGACCAUUGCCAAGGAAGAGGGGCUCAGAGGCCUGUGGAAAGGGACAUUUCCCAAUGUAUCCCGAAACGCCAUUGUGAAUUGUGCUGAACUGGUGACCUAUGAUCUCAUCAAGGAUACCCUUCUGAAAUACCGUCUCAUGACAGACAACAUCCCCUGCCAUUUUCUCUCUGCCUUUGGGGCUGGUUUCUGCACUACCAUUAUUGCCUCCCCGGUGGACGUUGUGAAAACCAGGUACAUGAAUUCCGCUCCCAACCAGUACGGAAGUGCCCUGAUAUGUGCCCUGGUGAUGCUUCGCGCCGAGGGACCACUGGCUUUCUACAAAGGCUUUACACCCUCGUUUCUUCGGCUGGGUUCCUGGAACGUGGUGAUGUUUGUGACCUACGAACAGCUGAAGCGUGCCCUGAUGGCAGCCCGGGGAUCGUGGGGGACCCCAUCGUGAGCCGACUGGCGAGGCGCAGUCCAGCUCUUGCACGCCUGCCCAAAUCCUAUAAAUCGAUUCCCCCGCCCUCCCCAUCCAUGCAUUUCUACAUCUCCAUAGAUUUCCACUUUAAAAUGUUAGAACUGUUUUAGGCUUCCUUGUCAUAACCUGACUGUAGCUGCUGAUUCAGGUUGUCUUUUUUAAAGUGAUUUGUUCUUCCUGGGCCACCGUCCAAUCCCCCCUUUUAAGCCUGCUGUUCGGAAGUGGACGCUUUAUUAAAAUGCUGGAGGAUCUCGGAUGCCCGUGCUCAACUUGCAGAACAUCACCCGAAGGA